AUGGCGCCGUUUUCACCCGUCCUCGCCCCGGUCUCCCUCUUCCUCGCGGUCGUCUCCUCUGCUCUUGCGCUCCAGCUGACGCCGCCUUCUUCGUCUCCGCUGGCGUCCUCCGCCCCCCUCCCGGGAGCUCCAACGCUCGGCUUUGUCUCCUCACCUGUCUCCUCUCCUUCCCUCGUUCUGCCUGCGUCGCGCCCUCCCUUCUCCCACGCCUCCUCUCCUGCGACAUCCGCAGCCGCCGCGUCGACAGGACAGGCUAUCAAUGCGGUCGCGUCUUUCCACAGAGGCGAGCGGAGAUGUGGACGCGACAGUGCGCAGGCCUUCUGCGCCUUCGGUGCCGGACGCAAACAGCAGACAGUCCUCGGCGCGAAGCUUCUGGGAUCCGUCCAGGAAAUCGCCAUGCCUGCUCUCUCCAGCACCAUGAAGGAGGGGAGAAUCGUCACGUGGUCAAAACAAGUCGGCGACCGCGUCGAGCCGGGCGACGUGCUCAUGGUCGUCGAGAGUGACAAGGCCGACAUGGACGUUGAAGCGUUUGACUCUGGCUUUGUGGCAGCGCACCUGGUUAGGGAAGGCGAAGCUGCGCCCGUCGGCGCCACCGUCGCUCUCCUGGCCGAGAAAGAAGAAGACAUUCCUCUGAUCCAGGAAAACGGUCUUUCGCUUCUCCCGUCGCCUGCGUCGGCCCCGCCUUCCUCGGCCUCGUCGCAGGCUGUCACGGAACUUCUGAUGCCGUCCCUGUCUGCGAGUUUGACAACUGCGCAUGUGGCAGUUUGGCGAAAGAAGGAAGGCGACCCCGUCAACAAGGGCGAAGUUCUCUUUGUCGUCGAAAGCGACAAAGCCGAUAUGGACGUCGACGCCCCUCAUGACGGCGUCUUGGCCCACAUCGCAGUCCGUGAAGGAGUGAAAGUCCCUGUGGGGUCUGCGGUCGGCUACCUUGCGCCGAGUGCAGCCGCCGCUGCAGCCUUCAAAAACGCGGGUCUUUUCUCCUCGGCAGCUGCCGCUGAGAAUCCUUCGACGAUGCCCGAAGGCGCCCUCGAAAUCUUCAUGCCUGCGCUCUCUUCGACAAUGACGAGCGGCAAAGUGUCCAAGUGGAACAAGGCUGUCGGUGACGUCGUGCAUGUCGGCGAUACGCUGAUGGUUGUGGAAAGCGACAAGGCCGACAUGGACGUCGAAAGUUUCGAUGAAGGCUACCUCGCCGCCAUUACCGUCGCUGAAGGAGAGUCUGCUCCCGUGGGGCAAACAGUCGCCAUCAUUGUGCCUUCCAAGGAUGAUAUUCCCAAAGUCCAGGAUGCUCUCGAGGCUGCCGCGUCUGCCUCGUCGCUCUCGACGCACACUGCUGUCGCUGCUGCGCCUUCUUCCACGACGCCUUCCCCUGCGUCCUCGGCGGCUUCGUCCUCGGUGCCUGUCUCCCCUCCUAAGGCUGCAAGCGCGCGUGGUGGAGGGAGGACGGAAGCCUUCGCGACGCACGACGCGGCGCUCGCGGGCUGGACGUCUCCGUCUGUGGACCAAGACGUGAAAGAUCAAUUACCAGCGGGAUUGACAGGGAACGAUCUGCAACAGGAGUGGAUGCAGCGAAUCCAGGCGACGCUGCCGACGGCCUUUUCCGUUCUGAAGGAAAACCCGCAGAUUCAAAAGGCUCUCACAGAGAGACUGAACUUGCGAGUUCCCCCGCCCCACACGCUGCGCGUCGCCCCGUCGCCGCCGCCCUACUUGAGGCGAGCAGCCAGCGCAUUCGGACCCGGGACUUCAGGCCCAGCCGACACGCAGGGUAGCGGCGUCGAGCGAAAGGCGCGGGGUGCUGCACGGGAUCCCUCAGGGCAGCCGCUCGCCACAUUUAACGCCGUCGAGCUGGCGAAGAAAAACAAACUCAACUUGGAGGAAGUGAAGGGAACUGGGACGAAUCGACGCAUCACUGUGGCAGACGUGCGUCACCAUUUGCAUCUGCACUCCGACGAAGCUGCCGUUGUAACCUCGAGCAGAGGAGAAAAGGAAGGAAAGAGCGAAAGCUCCGGCGUCCCAGCUGGGUCUGUUCCACUCGACGCAAUGCAGAAGGCCAUUGCCCGGAACAUGGAGGCAACCAUGGACGUUCCAGUGUUCAGAGUUUCGCGAGGCAUUUUCGUGGACAAGCUGGAGGCGAUGAUGCAGGAGUUGAAGCAAAUUGUGGCCGAGCAAAACGCAGCGGCGAUUGCAGCGGAAGGCCCAGACGCGCCUCAGCAGCCCCCAGUGACGAUGAGUGUCCUUCUGGCGAAGGCGGUCGCUCUCACUCUGGAGAAGCAUCCGAUCAUGAACGCUGCAUAUAAUCCUACCGAUGGAGGGCACAUUCAGCACCCAGGAGCUGUGAACGUGGCAAUGGCGGUUUCGAUCGACGGAGGACUCCUAACCCCUGUUCUACGAGAUGCGAACAGGAAAUCUGUCUUUGAACUGUCGGCAGACUGGGCCGCACUCGUGGAUAAGGCGAGGAAGCGUCGCCUGACGGCGGAAGAAAACAGUGCAGGAACCUUCUACAUUAGCAAUCUGGGCAUGUUUGGUGUCAGCCAGUUCGACGCUGUCCUGCCUAAAGGAGUGGGAACAAUUAUGGCUGUGGGCGGAACAGAGUCGGUCCCCUUCUUCCCCAAGACUGGGGCGGAUUCAUCGGGGCUCAGUGUUCGCCGGCGCAUGACCGUUACUCUCACAGCCGAUCAUCGCCAUAUCUACGGAUCCCACGCGGCUGCCUUCCUCAAGGACUUUGCCUCCCUUCUGGAGACCCAUCCAUCGGCUUUGCUCAUCUAG
Molecule: messenger RNA, 2763 nt
Organism: Neospora caninum
Lineage: Eukaryota; Apicomplexa; Conoidasida; Eucoccidiorida; Sarcocystidae
Product: pyruvate dehydrogenase E2 component, related
Exons: 11
Coding region: 1-2763 (920 amino acids)
Biological process (GO): pyruvate decarboxylation to acetyl-CoA
Cellular component (GO): pyruvate dehydrogenase complex
Molecular function (GO): dihydrolipoyllysine-residue acetyltransferase activity
Source: RefSeq, a predicted model, not a curated record